GCCUCGGUCCGAGGCCGGCCGUGGUCAGGCGGCGGGACGGUUCGCGCCUGGGAACGGGGAGGAGUCAGGAACCAGGGAACUCAGCCAGCUGAGAGGAUCAAAUUCCUUCGGUGUGAACUCUGAGACUGAAACUUGUCGGUGCUGGAGACCCGAGGAGGAGAGAGCCAGAGGGGAAGACCAGCCGCUCCACCUGCCCACGGCGUCCCCCGGGAAAGGCGGGAGCUGCUCGCUCAGCCGGUCCCCCCGCCCCGCCGCCCUGCCCGCCCCCGGCCCCUCAGAGCCUGCCUGGAGAGCGGAGAACAUGGAGCCAGAAAGGACCCAGAUAAAGCUUGACCCCAGGUACACGGCAGGUCUUCUGGAGGUACUGAAAACCAAUUACAGCAUCUCCCCUGCCUGCUUCUCUCACCCCCCCACUGCAGCCCAGCUCCUGAGAGCAUUGGGCCCUGCGGAAGCUGCCCUCACAGCCGUCUUGACCACGCUUACCAUGGGCUCUGUCAUCAUCUUCCUGGAGGAUGCUGUCUACCUGUAUAAGAACACCCGUUGUCCCAUCAAGAGGAGGACUCUGCUCUGGAGUAGCUCUGCACCCACGGUCGUGUCUGUGUUCUGCUGCUUUGGUCUCUGGAUCCCUCGUUCCCUCAUGCUCGUGGAAAUGGCCAUCGCCUCGUUUUAUGCAGCGUGCUUUUACCUGCUGAUGAUGGUCAUGGUGGAAGGCUUUGGUGGGAAGGAGGCAGUACUGAGGACACUGAAGGACACCCCAAUGAGGAUCCACACGGGGCCCUGCUGCUGCUGUUGCCUCUGCUGCCCGCCCUUCAAGCUCACCAGGAAGAAGCUUCAGCUGCUAAUGUUGGGCCCAUUCCAGUAUGCCUUCCUCAGGAUAACACUGAUCGUGGUGGGCCUGUUUCUCAUCCCUGACGGCAUCUUUGACCCAGCAGAUGUAAGCCAGGAAUACAGGGUGGCAAAAUCCGGGCCUCAUUUAGUACCCUUGAGUUCUAGAAGGAAUAGCUGGAUCCAACAUUCCCUGACACAGGGCCCCAGGGACAGUAUGGAUGUGGAUAGUAGAGGCUUGGGGGCUCUGGUAGGAAGGAGACAUCAACAGGCACAGGCUUUGGGGCUUUUCUCCUACCUUUCCCACCACAGGGGAGCAGUAGAAAGAGAAGGGCUUGCCUCCCUCACUGACUUUAUCGUCUGCUGCCAGAUUUCUGAGAAGAGCGCAGCUCUCUGGAUCAGCACUUUCCUCAGUGUGUCCACGCUCUUGGCUCUCUGGGCCCUGAGCAUCCUUUUCCGUCAAGCCAGGCUGCACCUGGGUGAGCAGAACAUGGGAGCCAAAUUUGGUCUUUUCCAGGUGCUCUUCGUCUUGACUGCCCUGCAGCCCGCCAUUUUCUCAAUCUUGGCCAACAAUGGGCAGAUUGCUUGUUCACCUCCCUUUUCCUCUAAAAUCAGGUCUCAAGUGAUGAACUGCCACCUGCUCCUACUGGAGAGUUUUCUAAUAACUGUGCUGACACGAAUAUACUACCGGAGGAAAGACGACAAACUUGGGUACGAACCUUUCUCUUCUCCAGACAUGGAAUGGAACCUUGAAGCCUGAGGCAGAUGGCACGAACAAUGGAAAAGACACAGUACUCAUUAGGAGGGCACACAAUUUCUUCAUUGUCCCUCAACCUUGAUCAAAUGGGGAAGGAUCCCCACUGUCAGCAGAAGCUGGCAGAUUACAGUUCACUAUAGAGAUGAAGGUGAAUUAUGCAAUGGGAUGAAAUUGUUUUGGAUCUUGCUUGGGGAAGGUAUUUUAAGUUUUGUAAUAAAUAAAUAGGAUGGAGUCUGAAAAUCUAUACCUGGGUGCAUCACCUCUGUGGGUGCCACUAUCAGCCCUUAAAGCUUGUAUACAGAACGGUCACGGUGGGCUUUCCUGAAUCAAAGGGAAGGAGGAAGAAGUGUAUGGCAGUGUGUCCGGAAUGAGGAUAGGAGAACUCAGCCAGCCAAACAAUACCAGCCCAAGUCCUGAAGAUACCAGGCUUCUGGAGAACAGGUGGAAGGUGUCCUUGCUUUUACAGAUGUGUCAUUAGGGCACUGGUGACAUUAAGCCUGGGAGAUCUGGACCAGACUCCCUUUGCAGGGCAAUGGCUUUUUGAGUCCUCUGUGUCAAGCUGCAAAAGGAAUCCCCAAUAAUACGGUCAUGGAGCUUGAUUUUGAGGAGGGAAAUUAGGAUGUAAAAGCAAAGGCAUUGGGAACAAAGGUAAA
Molecule: messenger RNA, 2235 nt
Organism: Trichechus manatus latirostris (Florida manatee)
Lineage: Eukaryota; Metazoa; Chordata; Mammalia; Sirenia; Trichechidae
Gene: SLC51A
Product: solute carrier family 51 member A
Exons: 8
Coding region: 302-1585 (427 amino acids)
Biological process (GO): bile acid and bile salt transport
Cellular component (GO): endoplasmic reticulum membrane; plasma membrane
Molecular function (GO): transporter activity
Source: RefSeq, a predicted model, not a curated record